This is a messenger RNA of Dioscorea cayenensis subsp. rotundata (Guinea yam), 1501 nucleotides long. RefSeq names its product amino acid transporter AVT1H. Gene Ontology annotation, molecular function: amino acid transmembrane transporter activity. Lineage: Eukaryota; Viridiplantae; Streptophyta; Magnoliopsida; Dioscoreales; Dioscoreaceae. Gene Ontology annotation, cellular component: vacuolar membrane. Gene Ontology annotation, biological process: amino acid transmembrane transport. The record is from RefSeq and is a predicted model, not a curated record.
AAUCUAAAGAUUGCGUAGUUUACAUUGCAUCCAAGAUCAUGCCGGAUAAUAAGAAGACAAAUGGAUGUUGUUCAUGCUUAGAGUUGGGUCACCAAGUAGUCAGUGAAUCAAUGCAUGGUGCAUGGCUAGCUUCCACUGAGUUAAACUCUCUCCAUAGUUCACAAAACAAGAAACUUUGCAACUGUGAUCAUGCUUUGAUUACUACUUCAAACACUACUACAACUAGCUCCUUUCUUCAUUCAGUCAUCAACAUGGUUGGCAUGCUCAUAGGUCUUGGACAAUUAUCAACUCCAUAUGCACUAGAGAAUGGAGGAUGGUUAUCAGCAUUGUUGCUCAUAGGACUUGGAAUCAUGUGUGCAUACACAGCACACAUCAUUGGCAAAUGCCUUGAAGAGGACAACAACUCAAAGACAUAUGCAGACAUUGGUCAUCAAGCAUUUGGAAGAAAAGGAAAACUCAUAGCCUUUAUUUUCAUCUAUGUAGAGAUUUUCUUCACCCUCGUAUCUUAUACGAUCUCUUUAAGCGAUAACCUUAGCUUAGUCUUCGCCGGAGUUCAUCUCCAAGUUCCCGGCCUUCGCCUAUCUACAUCUCAACUACUCACGGUAAUAGCCAUUGUGAUUGCUCUUCCAAGCAUUUGGUUGAAGAAUCUCUCCUCUAUUUCCUUCUUGUCCUUUGGAGGAAUUCUCAUGUCUAUGUUGAUCUUUUCAAGUGUUGCAUGUUUAGCCGCUUUUAGUGAACUAAAAAGCAACCAAACUAUUCCAAUUCUUCAACUCCAUAAGAUUCCCUCCAUUUCAGGCCUUUAUAUCUUCAGUUAUGCCGGUCAUAUUGUCUUCCCCAACAUCUACACUGCCAUGAAAGAUCCUUCCAAAUUCACCAAGGUAUCAAUAACAAGCUUCACUUUAGUGACAACACUCUACACUGGAUUAGCAUUCAUGGGAGCCAAACUCUUUGGUCCAACAGUGAGCUCACAGAUGACACUAAGCAUGCCUCGACAUCUCAUCGUCACGAAAAUAGCGCUGUGGGCGACGGUGCUCACACCGAUGACUAAAUACGCGCUAGAGUUCACGCCUUUUGCCGCCCAAUUAGAUCACAAUCUUCCUUCUUACAUGAGUUCAAGAAUGAAGAUGGCCAUUAGAGGAAGCAUAGGUUCACUUCUCUUGUUGCUCAUAUUGGUGCUAGCUCUUUCAGUGCCUUACUUUGAAUGUGUUCUAAGUUUAACUGGUUCACUAGUUAGUGUUGCAAUUUCAGCCAUCUUUCCUUGUGCUUUUUACUUGAAGAUUUUCUGGCCUAAACUUACAAAACAAGUGGUGGUGCUCAAUGGAGUUAUUAUAAUUAUUGGAGCUGUUUUUGGAGUUAUUGGAACUAUCUCCUCUUCAAAGUCACUGAUUAUGAGUUUUCAGAGAGGCCAUUAGAUGUACACAUGCAGUGAGCUUUAAAUUUUUAUUUUAUAUGUAUGAUAUUAAUUAUCAAGGAACAACACUGUAUCAGAGUUUCAGUUUUA